Periophthalmus magnuspinnatus is the source of this 2217-nucleotide messenger RNA. It is a transcript of the gene brd9, whose product is annotated as bromodomain containing 9. The coding region runs from base 85 to 2073 and encodes 662 amino acids. The record is from RefSeq and is a predicted model, not a curated record. Lineage: Eukaryota; Metazoa; Chordata; Actinopteri; Gobiiformes; Gobiidae. The transcript is spliced from 17 exons. Gene Ontology annotation, biological process: regulation of transcription by RNA polymerase II. Gene Ontology annotation, cellular component: nucleus.
GCCUCUCGCUUUGCUUUUUGCUGGAGCUGAGCAUCAGUGCCACUGUUUUGACCCAAAUAACCACAAAGAAUAUUAUUUAUCAGAAUGGGAAAGAAGCAUAAGAAGCAUAAACCGGAGUGGAGAACUGUUGAUGAUUAUGAAGACAAGGCCCUUGAGAAGCCGCUCAAACUAGUGCUCAAAGUCGGAGGGAGUGAAGUGACUGAACUCUCUGGAUCUGGCCAUGACUCGAGUUAUUAUGACGACCGAUCUGAUCACGAGCGAGAACGACACAAGGAUAAAAAGAAAAAGAAGAAGAAAAAGUCAGAAAAGGACAAAGACAAGUAUGUGGAUGAUGAAGAAAGAAGACGUCGAAAGGAGGAAAAAAGGAAGAAGAGAGAACGAGAGCAAAAUGAAACAGAGGCUGCUGCUGCCAGUGGUGUCGUGCCAGCUGAACAAUUUGCACCAAAAACGAUAAGUAUUUCAUUAGAGCCAGAGGAGAAGAAAAAGAAAAAAGAAAGAUAUGACAUUGAGCAUGACAUAGAGGAGUUUCAUCCCAAUAUUAAAGUGGAUGUGGAACAGCAAGGGGACCGGCCAGUCAGAGCAUGCAGGACACAACAAGGCAACGAAUCAACUCCAAGGCAACAGCUGCUGGAACACUUUCUACGACAGCUACAAAGGAAAGACCCCCAUGGGUUUUUUGCCUUUCCAGUAACGGAUGCCAUUGCUCCGGGUUAUUCCAUGAUCAUCAAGCAUCCUAUGGAUUUCAGCACCAUGAAAGACAAAAUUCGAAACAAUGAGUACAACACUGUAACAGAGUUCAAGGCUGACUUUAAACUCAUGUGUGACAAUGCUAUGGUGUACAAUCGACCAGAGACUGUUUACUACAAAGCUGCCAAAAAGUUACUUCACACAGGAUUCAAGAUGAUGAGCAAAGAUCGGUUAUUGGUUCUGAAGCGCAGCAUGUCCUUUAUGCAAGACAUGGACUUCAGCCAACAGGCAGCCAUUCUAGGGGAUGAGGACCUCACCGAAGAUUUACCUCCUCCAGAGAUCAUGCCUAUAGCAGUGGACUCAGCAAAGAAGUCAAGGAAGCAACCAGCUAAAGAAGUGAUUAGUUACUUGUUUGAGCCAGAGGGAAAUGCCUGCAGUCUGACUGAUAGCACAGCAGAAGAGCACGUUCUGGCUCUGGUAGAACAUGCAGCAGAUGAAGCCCGAGAUCGUAUCAACAGAUACAUGCCCAACUCUAAGAUUGGUUAUUUACAAAAAGAUACAGAAGGAUCUCUACUCUACACUGUUGUUAAUCAAGCUGAUCCAGAUGCCACAGAAGAUGAGGUCCACAAAAUAGACCUUAGUUCACUGUCUCACAAGCUUCUCCCAGGUUUAACGACACUGGGAUUCAAAGAUGAUAGAAGGCAUAAAGUUACAUUUUUGAGCAGUGCCUACAAUGUCCAGAGUCUGCAGAAGAACUCUGUAUUUCCAGACUUGUCUCCUGAUGAGGUGGAUAUGCUCUACUCUGCCUACGGUGAUGAUACUGGGGUACAAUGCGCACUAAGUAUACAGGAGUUUGUUAAGGGUUGUGGCAGUGUCACAAAGCGUUUAGUGGAUGGACUUCUUGACAAAAUGACGGCAGGAGAUCACACAAAGGCUGUGAAUCAGAUCAGACUGAAAAGGAAUAUGACACUUAAACCUGAUGAAACAAAAGGCAGCAUUUGUGAUAUUCAGAUGUCAGAUGGCACAGGUUUGGGAGACAGCAGUUCGGUGCUUGAUUUUAUGUCAAUGAAGAACUAUCCUGACAUGUCACUGGACAUUUCUAUGUUAAAUUCACUGGGUAAGACGUUAAAGAAGGAACCAAGUAAUGAGGACAGCCAGCAGCACUUUGAUGAUGCUGACAAACUCCUGCAGGAGUUUCAGGAAGCUCAGGUGGACCGAGUGGGAUCCAGACCCUCUUCAAACCUGUCCUCUCUCUCCAAUGUGUCAGAACGAGACCAGCACCAUGUUGGGAGUCCCUCACACCUGGGCGUUGGUGAUCAGUCUGAGUUGGUUCAUGACCCUUAUGAGUUCCUGCAGUCUCCAGAGCCUGAGGGUUCAGGCAGCUGACCAUACAGAAUUGUGGUGUUACCUCCAUGUUAACGGCAUUACACCUCUGAUUAUGGACUGUUAAACUAUAUGACCAAUUAACUAAACAUGUUUAGUAGUGAAUUUGUAUGUAAAACAAGACUUUGAAUAAAAAACUUUUUACAU